UUCGCAAAGCUCAUUGAAAAUGAAUUUAAGGCUGCUCGCAUGGUUAACAACAAAGUUUUAUACAAUCGUUUCCACUUAUUUUCCGCAGUUACGGGUGGAAUUCGCCUAACUAUGCAUUUACAUCAGUUGGGUUAGUUCUAACGCCCUCUGCUGUCAUCAAUCAAUCAAUCAGUGAUCAGCCAGUCAGUCAGUCAGCCUAUCAAUCAGUCAAUCAGUCAACCAGUCAGUUUUUAAAUAGAUUAAGCUUUCUUUUCGCUCCAGUGCAUCCACAAGCUGCACCUAACUGUCCCUACUCGAUUAAAUUUAGACUCUUUAAAUCCAAACAAGCACAAAAUUCAUUUCAUUUAUGACUAUUGUUAAUAUUUAUUGCGCCUCACAUUGUUUAUUGUGUUGUUGGGCCUGCCAAACAGUUGAUUAGCAGUCGUUAAAUCUGAAAAAUUGCUGGAACAUUGUGCUCCAUAAAAUAUUCAAAGAAAUGUAAAUAAUUCCAAAACCGAAAGAAGUGUGUGAGUGAAAUAUAUUCUAAAAAUAAAUGCAAAAUUUGCCAUAGGAAGUGCUUUUAUCGGGUGUUCCGCGUGUAACAUAGCCAAAUCCAAGAACAAACCGCAAACAACAACAAAAAAUAAAAUAAAUAUAAAUAUAAAAAAAAAAUGCCAGAAUGGAGCUGAUAAAAAAGUACAAACAGGGAAAGUUAACAACUGGCGAUGUGCGCAACUUGAAUCUUCUAGUAAUAUGUCUCAUGGUGCUCGUGGCGAUUUUCUCCAUUAUGUGGAGCGUUUCCCUGCACGUGCUAUCCGGCGAUUUCUACGAUGGAAUCAUCAGUGCCAAAAUAAUGUUUAAGGAUCGCGACUAUGGCCAAAUGGAUAACCGAAGCAAGAAGAUCUUCCAACAGGAUCUGCAAAAAGUGGCACAGCUUCCGUAUGAAUUAAAUGAAACGCCGCAAUCGCUGAAGAGCGACAGCCCAGAAACUAAAAAGCCAAAAUACAAAUUCGAACAUAUCUACGAGCCAAAGGAUAAUGCGCGCCUUCUGGCCCGGCUGGUCAGCGAAAGGGAGCAGGAAAAUGCGCUGCAGGCAACAACAACCACAACAAGUGCACCGCCAGAGAUGGUGCCCAAUGCGGAAGCGGAUCGCAAAUUUCUGGCUAGCCAGUCCAUAGAUACACAUGCCACACGCUGGAGUCGCGGCAUUGGCGCCCAGUUUGUUUACACAUUUCCACUGAUAUCCGAGGCUGUGGCCAUUAUCUGGACGGCCAUGUGUCUCAUCUAUCAAACAGGCAACAAGAAAACAUCGGUACUGCCUAAGCCUUGGCGCAUUGUGGUGCCCUCCAUAUUGAUCUUCACGCUGAUGAGCCUGGGCAGCGCGGCAUACACGAUACUGACCAAUGGCUAUCUGAGACGUCUGUGUGGGCAUUUGCGGCAGGGUCUCACCAAUCCCCGGGCUAUCAGCUGUGGCGAUGCGAUUGCCCUGCUGCGGCCGCUCAUCCACGAGCACAGCGUCUCGCACGAUGUGUAUCUGGAUCUCUUCCGUUGCAGCUAUAUCAUCAGCAUGAUCCUGUGGCUCCUGGCCCUGCUGGUCAUGGUGCUGCGUUACAUAUAUGCCUUUGAUUUCCAGCUGGUUGAUAUCGAUGAUAUGUUCGAUCAUCGCCCAGCUGGCUCUCAGCCCAUACAGCCCAUUUAUAACAAGGUGCUGCAGACCAGUCCACAGCAUCAGCAGCAGCAGUUGAGACCCAGAUCAGAGGAUGAUUAUCAGAGCGCCAAGUCACGGCUAAGCGAUGUGGCCAUGCCGCUGCUCGAGCUGAAAGCCCAGGAACAACAGCAACAACAACGGCAACAAACGCACUUAACAACUGUCGCCUAAGGCUUGACUUUGUCACAAGCU
Messenger RNA from Drosophila novamexicana, 1879 nucleotides. RefSeq lists its product as uncharacterized. Bases 659 to 1858 code for a protein of 399 amino acids. NCBI's taxonomy places the organism in Eukaryota, Metazoa, Arthropoda, Insecta, Diptera, Drosophilidae. The record is from RefSeq and is a predicted model, not a curated record. The transcript has 6 exons.